This is a messenger RNA of Chlamydomonas reinhardtii, 3101 nucleotides long. RefSeq lists its product as uncharacterized. Gene Ontology annotation, molecular function: protein kinase activity; ATP binding. The coding region runs from base 311 to 2275 and encodes 654 amino acids. The record is from RefSeq and is a predicted model, not a curated record. The transcript is spliced from 12 exons. Gene Ontology annotation, cellular component: spindle pole centrosome; chromosome passenger complex; spindle microtubule. Gene Ontology annotation, biological process: protein phosphorylation; regulation of cytokinesis; mitotic spindle organization. Lineage: Eukaryota; Viridiplantae; Chlorophyta; Chlorophyceae; Chlamydomonadales; Chlamydomonadaceae.
GUAAAGCAGAAAGUAGUACAUAUUCUUUUUUGCUGGAGAGACUGCCCCCUUCGUUCAUUCCUGAGCUUCUGUGAGUUUUCUCUGCGUCAUCAACAUUCACGUUGCUAACAUAUAUCAACAUAACAUCUAUUCGGCUUGCCCGGAAGGACUUGCGGGAAGGGGACUGGACCACCUUCCGCGAAAGAUAUGAGACUCAACCAACGAUGGCAAUGGAUGUAGUACCAUGGUAUAGAGGAGGCUGAGUGGAAGAGGUCGCCCGACUGAACGGGAGGGGAAAGCGGUCGCAACGUAGGACCUUGCCCCCAGGCCGAUGGUGUUCUCGUGCUUUGGUUGUUUUGGAAGCUCGGAGCCAGCGGAUGCAGCCAGCAGGAGCGGUCGCGGCGAGGAGCAAGGGCGAGCUGAUGCACUGGCUCAGGGCCAGCCCGUGCAAAAGCCUCAACGGCGCCAGUCCUCAACGGACAUUCUCAGCGAUUGUCACAGCUACGCAUCAGCGACGGGCCUGCAACCCACGCGGCGGACUGCGUCCGUGAAGGCAUGCCUUGGCAUCAACUCGGAGCACUACUCCUUCAUCCGGGACGUGGGCACCAACAACUACUAUGAAGCCAUCACUCCCACGCACGCCUCCAUGGCAUCCCAUUCCGUGGGCGGCGCACUCGCCAACAUCCAGCAGCAGCGCUCCAGCCGCAGUGGCGCUGCGCACGCGCAGCAGCCCGGCCCCUCGCCGCCCAUCACCACCUCGGGCGAAGAACCCAUGGGGCCCGGCGGCUAUACCACUAGCCGCACCGUGAGCGACCGGGGCGGCAGCGGGCAGGGCAUGGGGCCGGGCCCUGGCUCGGCACCGCCCGCGGUGUACGAGGGGCCGGGGCCGGCGUCGGGCGCGCUGCAGCCGGUGGAGGGGCUGGAGGCGGAGGGCAAUGAUGUGCUGCUGUGCGUGUCGCCUAACCUGCCGGCGGGCAUGCGGCGGCCCAAGUGGAGCAGCGAGGACUAUGUGGUGCUGGACCAGAUACACAGGGGGCACUCCUCCACCGUGUUCAAGGCCCAGUGCCAGAACAGCGAGCUGAUCGUGGCGGUCAAGGUGUACCGCCUCAGCCAGCUGCCGGAGCUGCAGCGGCUGCACCUGUUCCGCGAGAUCAAGCUUCACGCCAUGCUGGACCACCCCAACAUCAUCGGCUUCUACGCGGCGUUCAUGGAGGGCGACAACGUGUUUAUCAUUGAGGAGUUUGCGGACGGCGGCGACCUGCUGGGGCUGCUGUUCAAGUACGGGGGCAAGAUACCCGAGACUGCAUUCCUGAAGCUAGUGGCGGUGCCUCUGCUGUCCGCGGUACACCACAUGCACAGCAACGGCAUCCUGCACAGAGACAUCAAGCCCGAGAACGUGCUGUUCACUUCCACGCGGGUGCCCAAGCUGGCAGACCUUGGGCUGGCCAUCGACAUGCGUGAAGAGCGGCCCAACAGCAACGCCGGGACGCUGGACUACAUGGCGCCUGAGGUGCUGUCUUGUCCUCUCAAGCGCUCGCCACAAGAAAACAAGGACAACCCGUCCGCACCGGGGUACGGGCCAGAGGCGGACGCGUGGGCACUGGGCGCGGUGACGUACGAGAUGCUUGUGGGGCAGCCGCCGUUCAAGGGGUUUACGGAGGAGGACACCACCAACUUCAUCCUUACAGGCGAGCUGCGGAUGCCCAAGCUACUGUCCGACCCCGCCAAGGACUUCAUCAACCGGGCCCUGGCGCGCAAUCGUGUGCAGCGGCUACGCCUGGCAGACAUGCUGGAGCACCCCUGGAUCCAGUCGGCCGAGACGCUGGAGGCUGCGCCAGAGCCACUGGAGGUGGAGGAACCGGACUUCCUGCCUUUUGGCGCGGGCAUGCCGGGGCCUAACGUGUUGGGACCUAACUUUGGGCCGCUGCCGGACCUGCACGAGGAGGGAGACAGCGAGGGCGAGGUGGACGAGGACGACGAGAUCAUGACCGCCUCCCGCACGGGCGCCCUUUCAAACAUGGACUCAUCCUACCGUGGGCUCACAGGUGCCGGCUCGAUGGCCGACGGCCCUCCCGGCACCAGCACCGGCGGCGGCGCUGCGGGGUCACGGCACGGCGUGCCAUUCUUAGGGGGCCCCAGCCGCCUGGGCAGCAUGGGCGCGGGGGUGGUGGCGGGAGGCACGCCAACUGGUGUGGCACGGCAGACUUCAAGACCGGGCUCAAGCCACCGGGACCCUGCGCUGCUGGGGCUUGGAUUGGCAGGCAGGAGUAACUCAUUUUCACGCAGGUCAGGUUGAAAAGGGACAGGCGCCAGUGCUGACUGUGUUACUACUGCGUCGUCAAUAAGGGCACACCACCAGUGUGCCCGUGCCGUGUGGCAUCAGGACGCAGAUGGGAGACAACAAGAGGUUCUGCGGGCGGUACUUGACAGACAUUCCAGUCUGGUGAAUGUGUCUGGGCGGGGCAUCUUAUCUGAAAGUAUCGGUCCGCCAUUGCGGCUGUGUGUUAAAGAGCACAAGGAAAACGUUGCGCAAAGACAGUGUAUGCGAUGCAGCAAAGCGACGGUUUACGGAUGUUACCUGAAGUUACCUCGCAUACCUGCUGCGGUGAGCCGCCGGUCUUACCAACCGGAAAUCGCGCAACCCCCGCUACUCUAACCUCGAGGGGGGAUUAGUGUCCACACGCUCUCAAGGGUGCAAACCCAUGCAUGUGCUCACGGUACCGUGAGGCCCAAGCACUCCUACAAUUCCUAGCUCCGCGUCGCUACUCCUGGCCGCUAAGUCCAAGCUCCCGCCCAAUCCUCGAUGAAAUUCUCACCUACGAGCGAAUAAGAAAACAACAGAGCACAGGGCGGCAGCAGGGGAGUGUCAGUGCGGCUGUGUGUGUGUGUAGGAGCUUGCAGACAGGAGGAAAGAUGGAGGACCGCAAGACGUGUUUGGCACGUGGGACAGGGUGGUUUCCCUGGCCUGAGAUGGUUUCUUGACCAGUGUUUUGUCGGUACCUGUAGUUUGUAGGUCCGUGGGACAGCUUGCCAGAAUGGAUGGGCAAACGGAAGGGAAGUGAACAAACACUUUAUGUUCGGAAGUCUGGGCAAGUUGCUGGGCAAACGUUAAAGGCUUGCAA